Messenger RNA from Chinchilla lanigera (long-tailed chinchilla), 1584 nucleotides. It is a transcript of the gene Glt8d1, whose product is annotated as glycosyltransferase 8 domain containing 1. Gene Ontology annotation, cellular component: Golgi apparatus. The record is from RefSeq and is a predicted model, not a curated record. NCBI's taxonomy places the organism in Eukaryota, Metazoa, Chordata, Mammalia, Rodentia, Chinchillidae. Gene Ontology annotation, molecular function: glycosyltransferase activity.
UGUGUGGGCAGCGAGCUCAGAUGUUCCAGCAUGAUUAACGGAGGAAACAGACAGCGGAGCAAGAGAGCCCGAUACUGAGGUACCUCGGCAGCCGAAGCCUAGUUAAUAACUAAUAUAUAAGAAGAAAAAGAUGUCAUUUCGUAAAGUAAACAUUGUCAUUCUGGUCCUGGCCGUUGUUCUCUUCUUACUGGUUUUGCAUCAUAACUUUCUUGGCCUGAGCAGUUUGCUGAGGAAUGAAGUUUCAGAUUCAAGAUUUCUGGGACUUGAGCCUAUAAACUUUGUCCCAAAUGCUCCCAGCCUUGCACUACUAGAUGGGAAACAAGAAGAGAUUCCUGUGGUUAUCGCUGCAUCUGAAGACAGGCUUGGGGGGGCUAUUGCAGCCAUAAACAGCAUUCAGCACAACACUCGCUCCAAUGUGAUUUUCUACAUUGUUACACUUAACAAUACUGCAGACCAUCUUCGGUCAUGGCUCAGUAGUGGUUCCCUGAAAAACAUCAGGUACAGAAUUGUGAAUUUUGACACUAAACUUUUGGAAGGGAAAGUGAAGGAGGAUCCUGACCAGGGGGAAUCCAUGAAACCAUUAACUUUUGCAAGGUUCUAUUUGCCAGUUCUGGUUCCCAAUGCAAAGAAGGCCAUAUACAUGGAUGAUGAUGUAAUUGUACAAGGUGAUAUUCUUGCCCUGUACCAUACACCUCUGAAGCCAGGACAUGCAGCUGCAUUUUCAGAAGACUGUGAUUCAGCCUCUACUAAAGUUGUCAUCCGUGGAGCAGGGAACCAGUACAAUUAUAUUGGCUAUCUUGACUACAAAAAGGAGAGAAUUCGUAAGCUUUCCAUGAAAGCCAGCACCUGUUCCUUUAAUCCUGGAGUUUUUGUUGCAAACUUGACAGAGUGGAAACGACAAAAUAUAACCAACCAGCUGGAAAAAUGGAUGCAACUCAAUGUAGAGGAAGGAUUAUAUAGCAGAACACUGGCUGGCAGCAUCACAACACCUCCUCUGCUUAUUGUAUUCUAUCAACAGCACUCCACCAUUGACCCCAUGUGGAAUGUCCGCCACCUUGGUUCCAGUGCUGGAAAAAGAUAUUCACCCCAGUUUGUAAAGGCUGCCAAGUUACUCCAUUGGAAUGGACACUUUAAGCCAUGGGGAAGAACUGCUUCAUACACUGAUAUUUGGGAAAAAUGGUAUAUUCCAGAUCCAACAGGCAAAUUCAGCCUAAUCCGAAGACAUACAGAGAUCUCAAACAUAAAGUAAAAAAAAAAUUUCACUGUAUUUCUCAGGAAAUCCUGGAAGACUGCAUGUGUGGAAAGUAACAACUGGUAGGCGUCAGUGCCUAUCUGUAGCAACCAAAGGAAAAAAACGUUUCGUCUGGGUAAAGAUGACGCUUUGUCCUGUCUGGUAGUCAGCAUUCAAGACAGACUAUAAAUAUGUCUCCAUCUGCCUCACCAAGUGUUUGCUUACUACAGUAUGAACUGACAAGACGGACUGAUACAACUGGUAUAACUAGCACAGCUAGUUCAAAACUGCUGCUGGAUUUUAAUUUUCUAAGCUAUGGCCUGAUGUAUAAAUAAAACCUACAUUUUCAGUAA